Messenger RNA from Budorcas taxicolor (takin), 1478 nucleotides. It is a transcript of the gene SLC46A1, whose product is annotated as solute carrier family 46 member 1. NCBI's taxonomy places the organism in Eukaryota, Metazoa, Chordata, Mammalia, Artiodactyla, Bovidae. Gene Ontology annotation, molecular function: transmembrane transporter activity. Gene Ontology annotation, cellular component: plasma membrane. The record is from RefSeq and is a predicted model, not a curated record. The transcript has 5 exons. The coding region runs from base 1 to 1380 and encodes 459 amino acids. Gene Ontology annotation, biological process: transmembrane transport.
AUGGAGGGGCGCGCGAACUCCCCGGGCGAGCCCGGCGCCUGGCCCACCCGGUCCGUGCUGUGCCGCGGCUGCGUGGAGCCACUCGUUUUCCUCGCCAACUUCGCCUUGGUCCUGCAGGGCCCGGUCACCACGCAGUACCUGUGGCACCGCUUCAGUGCAGACCUUGGCUACAACGGCACCCGUCACAGGGGCAGCUGCAGCAACCACAGCGUGAACCCCAUCGCGCAGGAAGUGGAGACACUUACCUCCCACUGGACCCUCUACAUGAACGUGGGCGGCUUCCUGGUGGGACUCUUCUCGUCCACCCUGCUGGGCGCCUGGAGUGACUGUGUGGGCCGCCGCCCACUGCUGGUGCUGGCCUCCCUCGGCCUGCUGCUCCAGACUGUGCUGUCCAUCUUUGUGGUUCAGCUGCACCUCCACGUCGGCUACUUGGUACUGGGCCGCAUCCUUUGUGCCCUCCUUGGCGAUUUCAGUGGGCUCCUGGCCGCUGGCUUUGCCUCCGUGGCUGAUGUCAGCUCCAGCCGCACCCGUACUAUCCGAAUGGCCCUGUUAGAAGCAUGCAUUGGGGUGGCAGGAAUGCUGGCGAGCUUCACUGGUGGCUCCUUGCUCCAGGAGCAGGUUUAUGUCAACCCCUUCUGGCUCGCCUUGGCCUUGCUGACCGUCAUGACUCUCUAUGCAGCAUUCUGCUUUGGUGAGACAGUGAAGGAGCGGACACCUACCCGUCUCUUCACACUCCGUCACCACCGAUCCAUCAUCCAGCUCUAUGUGACCCAGGCCCUGGAGAAGUCCAGGAAGCACUUAGCCCUGUACUCAGUGGCCAUCUUCGUGAUGAUCACAGUGCACCUUGGGGCCCAGGACAUCCUGACCCUCUAUGAGCUGAGUGCACCCCUCUGCUGGGACUCUCGGCUGAUCAGCUACGGUUCCGCAGCUCAGCAGCUCCCAUACCUCACCAGUCUGCUGGGCCUGCGGCUUCUGCAGUACUGCCUGGCCGACACCUGGGUGGCUGAGAUCGGCCUGGUCUUCAAUAUCCUGGGGAUGAUGGUCUUCGCAUUUGCUACGGUCACACCCCUCAUGUUCACAGGGUACGGGCUCCUUUUCCUGUCGUUGGUUGUCACCCCUAUCAUCCGGGCCAAGCUAUCUAGACUGGUGAGGCAAUCGGAGCAGGGCGCUCUCUUUUCUGCUCUGGCCUGUGUGAAUGGCUUGGCCAUGCUGAUGGCCUCUGGCAUCUUCAACUCGCUCUACCCAGCCACCCUGAACCUCAUGAAGGGCUUCCCCUUCCUCCUGGGAGCUGGACUGCUCUUCAUCCCGGCCAUCCUGAUGGGGAUACUGGAAAGGGAUAAUCAUUGCCCUGAAUUCCAGGAGUUUUCCCAGAGCCCCUGAUCUGCCUGGACCCAAGGACAGAGGGCAAGAGGAGCACCGUGAGUGCUGACCAACUGGAAGGAGACGCAUCUGGAUCCCAGCCCUUAGCAUAGCGGCAA